UCAACCUGACCUCAUUUUCUUCUUCCCUUUCCCGCCGCACUUUAGGUUAUAAAUAGUCCCCAUAGUCUACUAAAAAUCACACUAAAAAGGAAAAAUUCUAGAAAAUUCCUCGUUUCUCUCAUUUUCCUUCAUCUUCUUUCUAGAAUUUUUUUUUUCUCUGCAACUAAAACCCUAGAAAUUGGUUCUUCUUCUUGGUAAUGGGAAUGGCGCAGAGAACGUAUGGCGGUAUACCGGACAGGAAGAUUCGUCCGAUUGUCACCGAUUAUGAGAAUGGACAGUACAGGAACGCUAUGAAGCAAAUCGUUCAAUUAGAACCUAAAUUCGCUAAAUCUGCUUACGUUCCGGCAUUGAAGGCUCUUGUAGGGGAGAAAAUGGGAAAACAUGAAGAAGCAUUACAGUGGUGCUUAGAAGCCAGAGAAAAGUUGUUGAAAGACCUACCAGCUCUCACCGACGAUAAGAUGCUCAGUGCUGUACAUGCUGUUUGUCAAAAACUUGGUCGAAUGGAUAUAGCAAUUAGUUGUUACGAGUAUGCUACUGAUACUGUUCCGAGUAGUUUGGACAUGUUGUAUGGACUCUUCAACUGUUAUAUUCGUGUGUCCGCAUUUUUGAAGCAGCAACAGACGGCCCUCAAAAUGUACAAACUCUCUGGAGAAGAAAUGUAUCUGAUGUGGGCUCUUUGCAGCAUGCAAUUACAGGUCCUUCAUGGUACGAACGGUGCCAAUUUAUUUCCUUUAGCAGAAGGCUUGAUCAAGAAGCAUCUUGUUGCUCAUAGCUUGCUUGAACCAGAAGCCCUUCUGGUGCAUAUUUCUGUACUGGAACAGCAAGGCAAGUAUGACACUGCGCGUGAAGUUCUCCUUGAAUCUGGUCCAAAUCUUCUUGUAAUUGAAGUUGACAGACUACGUAUAGAGGGAAGGCUUCUCGCUCGUGCUUGUGACUAUGCUGCUGCUGCUGAGGUCUUCAUGAGAAUAUUACAAUUGUGCAAUGAUGAUUGGGAGUGUUUCUUAGACUACUUAGGCUGUUUGUUGGAGGAUGAUAGCAGAUGGUGUUCUUUGACCACCAGUGGUCCUCAGACGUUUCCACCAAGAAUUGUUGCUUGCAAGUUAGAUCAUUUAUCUGAUGAAGAAUUUGAUACAAGGAUUGCACAAGCAUCAGGGUUUAUACAAAAUUUACCAGCAGUUACUGAGUCGAUGAAUGUGAGAGGCCCUUACUGGGCGAAAAUAGAAAUUGAAAGAAGAAAACGUCUUCGUGGGAAAGAUAAUGAGAUGAAGGAGGCUAUUUACGAUUACUUCAACAGGUUCAGUCACUUACAUAGCUUCGUCUUUGAUAUUGAGAUGUUCCUCCAAGACUUUUCCAAGGACGAAAUGUUUGAGCUACAUAAUAAUCUUCUCACAAAGACAACUAAAGAGGAGUCCGUAGCAGCAUUUAAUAAAAUGGUCACCAUCUCAGGAGUACGAGAGUGGUUUGGGCUCAUGUUUAAGCAACCUUUGCAGGAUACCGAAAAAGUUAAUGUACACAGAGGAGAUUUGUAUCGAGAAAUGCUUAAACUUUCAAAGAACUUGGAUCCCCAAGAAGCUGUUCAGGGACAAGAACUUCUGUGUAUGGCGUGUAAUGUGCUGGUUCAGUUGUUCUGGCGUACCCGUCAACUUGGUUAUUUGGUGGAAGCCAUAGUGGUUCUGGAAUUCGGUUUGAAUAUACGCAGAAACUAUUGGCAGUACAAGACUUUAUUGGUGCACCUAUACUCUUAUUUUGGUGUCCUUCCUUUGGCCUAUGAAUGGUACAAAACACUCGAUAUCAAAAACAUCCUACUGGAAACAGUUUGGCAUCACAUUGUGCCCCAGAUGUUGUUAUCAACGCAUUGGGCUGAUUUAGCUGAGAUUCUACAUGGUUAUAUAAGCUUUAUGGAAGACCAUUUUAAAGAAUCUCCAGACUUCAUCUUUCUUGCGUACCGGCAUCGUAAUUACACGAAAGCGGUCGAGUUUGUUCAGUUCAGAGAGAGGCUGGAACGUUCUCAUCAGUAUUUGAUGUCAAAAGUUGAAAGUUCUGUCUUAAAAAUAAAGCAGACAGCAGAUAACAUUGACGAAGUACAGAGUGUUCUUGAGAGCUCGAAUUGUGGUAUUGAAUUGCUUGAGCUCUGUGAAGAAAGAUGCAAGUCUUUGACCUUCAAUGAUGAUACACAGUCACGACCUUGGUGGACACCCACUCCUGAUUGCAAUUAUCUUUUAGGUGAAUUUAAUGAAGAUGCAGUUGCUGGUAUUCGAGAAACCAAGUGGCAGCAUUAUUCAGAUAAGCCUGAUAGGGAAAAAAACUGGCGUAAAAUUGUUGAAAGGAGGUCCCUUCUUCCCCGCUUGAUCUAUCUCUCUAUCCAGUGUGCAUCGUUACUCAAGGAAUAUGGAAAAGCCACCGACUCUCCCAGUGAUUCCAGUCAGCUGCAAUCUCAAACAGCUGCCCAGUCAGAAAUUUUUGCUCUGAUUGUGCGAUUUGCAGAAAGCCUCGACUUGUCUUUUGAUGUUGCAUCCAGCAUGAUUGCUGAAAUUUCAAGUGGCCAAAGAUCAGUGGGGGAUAUUCCUGUACAUAUUAUGAGUUUGAUGACCUUUGGUGUUUUUGUGGCUUCAUGGAGAUUGAGUUUAAAUGAUGCUGGUGCAUUAGAAAUGGUGGAUACUCUGAUUGAGAAAUACACACAGGAGAAGCUCAGUGACAUGCCACAACCCCUGCUAAGCUCUCCAGAAAAUUGUUUGUCAUUUUUAGUUCAGAUUGUUACAGAACCUAUAGCUUGGAAGAGUCUUGUGAUUCAAUCGUGUACUCGGGUUGGACCUAAGUCGUCAGGGGCAGGGGCAUCAUCUUCUUCUGGAAGGAGGAGGAAUAAAAGAAGUGAGCAUCCAGUUGUUAAGCUGACCCCUGAAAUGACCCAGUCAAUUUCCAGUUCGAUCCAGUCUUCCUGUGGAAUAGUAGAAGGAAUCAUAGCAGUAAUAAAAAGAGAGCUUGACAUUUCAGAAGAUGACAAGUUGGAGAUUUUACUGACACCUCUCCAGAGAAAGCCAGAAGGAGUCAGGGAAGGUCCAGGGCACUUUAUCCAGACUCUACAGGACAUAGUUCCCUCAUCAGCCGAUCUUGGUUCUAAGAUUUCUAAAUCAUUAGAAUCAUGGAACCCCACAGAUGUACCAAGGAAGAUUGUAAAUGCCCAGAGGAAGACUUUGCUGGAGUCCUUAAACGUUUGUGAAUCGAAACUGAGGCUUUUGGAGUCACUGAAACAACAGCUUCUGCAGUUAUCGUCCUAGAGAGAUACCACAGAGUACUAGAGAAGAUAGAGAGAUACACUGAUGAGAGAAGAUUCUUGUUCCCAUGCUGCUUCCAAAUACAACAAGUGGUGAUUGUAGCCAGUGGUGUUUUACUCGAAGUCCCUUAGGAAGGCAGAUUCAACUGCUGUAAUUCAUUUCGUUUCAUAUUUUUUUUCCUCUUCUAUUAGAUUGGGUUUUUCUUUAACAAUUCUUUUCCGCGGAGUGAAACUGUACAUUAAGAAGUAAGGUAGAGGGGAUUUUCUUGUUUGUUAAUGGUUUCACUUUUGUUGAUCUCACUUCUGCUCUUUGAAUGUGUUGCUUAAUUUCAUUUUUCUCAUUUUUU
Molecule: messenger RNA, 3618 nt
Organism: Papaver somniferum (opium poppy)
Lineage: Eukaryota; Viridiplantae; Streptophyta; Magnoliopsida; Ranunculales; Papaveraceae
Product: N-terminal acetyltransferase B complex auxiliary subunit NAA25-like
Exons: 19
Coding region: 198-3275 (1025 amino acids)
Biological process (GO): N-terminal peptidyl-methionine acetylation
Cellular component (GO): NatB complex; cytoplasm
Molecular function (GO): protein-N-terminal amino-acid acetyltransferase activity; protein binding
Source: RefSeq, a predicted model, not a curated record